This is a messenger RNA of Nothobranchius furzeri (turquoise killifish), 2862 nucleotides long. RefSeq names its product collagen beta(1-O)galactosyltransferase 1a (gene colgalt1a). The record is from RefSeq and is a predicted model, not a curated record. Lineage: Eukaryota; Metazoa; Chordata; Actinopteri; Cyprinodontiformes; Nothobranchiidae. Gene Ontology annotation, molecular function: procollagen galactosyltransferase activity.
AUGAUCCAUAAGCGCGUCGCCAUGCAGGAGGUGUCCGUGCUCCGCGCUGCCCAGCUCCCCCUGCUCCUGCUCCUGCUCUGCUCCUCUCCUGGCCGGGCUUACUUCGCUGAGGAGCGCUGGAGCCCCGAGUCUCCUCUCCUCGCUCCCCGGGUUCUUCUCGCCCUCAUCUGCAGAAACUCCGAACACUCGUUGCCUUAUUUCCUGGGAACUAUUGAGCGCCUCAACUACCCUAAAGACCGCAUGGCUCUUUGGGUAGCAACAGAUCACAACGAGGACAACACCACGGUGAUUCUGAAGGACUGGCUUUUAAAAGUGCAGAAACUUUACCAUAAUGUGGAGUGGAGGCCAAAAGAAGAGCCUAGGCGUCACAGGGAUGAAGAUGGUCCAAAACACUGGACAGAUCUUCGUUAUGAGCAUGUCAUGAAGCUUCGGCAAGUUGCCCUGGAGUCUGCUCGGGAAAUGUGGGCAGACUACUUCAUGUUAGCGGACUGUGAUAACCUCCUCAUCAAUCCCGAUGUUCUCUGGAUGCUCAUGCAAGAGAAUAAGACGAUCAUCGCUCCAAUGCUUGAAUCCCGAGCAGCUUAUUCCAACUUCUGGUGUGGAAUGACAUCUCAGGGCUACUACAAGCGCACCCCUGCCUACAUACCCAUCAGGAAGCAGGGGAGGAAGGGCUGCUUUGCUGUUCCAAUGGUUCACUCCACAUUCCUAAUAGACCUCAGGAAAGAGGCAUCGAGGCAGCUGGCCUUCCACCCACCGCAUCCAGACUACAGCUGGGCCUUUGAUGACAUCAUUGUGUUUGCGUUCUCUGCUCGGAUGGCAGAUGUUCAGAUGUUUGUAUGUAACAAAGAGACCUACGGUUUUUUCCCCGUACCACUCCGCUCCCACAACACUUUGCAAGAUGAAGCUGACAGCUUCUUGCACACCUUGUUGGAAGUUAAUGUGAGAAAUUCUCCUGUGAUGCCUUCCAAAUACAUACGUGUUCCUAAAAAACAACCCGACAAAAUGGGCUUUGAUGAGGUGUUCAUGAUAAACCUGGAGAAGCGAGCCGACCGUAGAGAACGAAUGCUGAGAGCCCUCCAUGAGCAGGGCAUCUCGUGUAAGAUCACUGCAGCAGUAGACGGGAAAGCAAUGAACGUUAGUGAGAUUCAUACUAUGGGUAUCCAUAUGCUCCCGGGGUACAGCGACCCGUACCAUGAUCGACCACUGACAAAGGGAGAGCUGGGCUGCUUCCUUUCACACUACAACAUCUGGAAAGAGAUCGUAGAGAGGCGUCUGCAGACUUCUCUGGUGAUUGAAGACGACCUGCGGUUUGAGGUGUUUUUCAAACGCCGCUUGAUGAACUUGAUGAGUGAGGUGGAGCAAGAAGGACUGGAUUGGGAUCUAAUCUAUAUUGGUAGGAAGCGAAUGCAGGUGGACCACCCAGAGAAAGCGGUGCCAAAUGUACACAACUUAGUGGAAGCUGACUAUUCCUAUUGGACACUGGGAUAUAUGAUGUCACUACAGGGUGCUGAGAAACUUUUGAAAGCAGAACCGCUGAAGAAAGUUUUGCCAGUGGAUGAGUUUCUUCCUAUCAUGUACAAUAAGCAUCCUAUCUCUGAUUACAUGGAACAGUUUGAAAACAGGAACCUGAAGGCGUUUUCUGCAGAGCCUCUUCUCGUGUUUCCAACUCACUACACGGGAGACCCAGGCUACAUCAGCGACACUGAGACCUCCACCGUGUGGGACAACGAUGAAAUCCGCACAGACUGGGACAGAGCCCGCUCAGGAAAAACUCGGGAGCAGGCUAAGAUCAGCAGCGAGGCCCAGAACUCCGACGUGCUCCAGUCCCCUUUAGACAGCACGGCACGGGACGAGCUUUGAGAGGGGCUGAGGGAAAGACUGAGAUGCAGACACGCCACUAGAGGCAAAUUUGUUUGAUCAAUUUUUUUUUUUUUUUUUUUUGGGAGGAGGGGGGUCUUCCCUUGUCGUUUUUGGUGUUGCAUCACAGCAGGGAUGUGAUAUGAGAGUUUCUGAAGGGAUCAGAUGAGUCAUCCGUGACUCGAUAGAAGCGGUUAUGAGCCUCUGGUUGUAUCUGUGUUUCACGUCACUGAGGCACGAAACUUGCUGUUGUGAAUGGCAUUUGCAGUACUCCGCUUCUGUCUGUCAUACAGAAAACAGCAAAUACACAAUAACAAAAGCACGAGACUGGGCUGGCACAUUUCACUCAUUUGAGUGGAUGUGAUGUGAAGGAUUUUCUAUUAAUGUUGGAUUUGUGGUGAGCGAGGCAACAAACACGGAGGAGUGAAGCAGACUUUCAGGUCACAAGUCGGCUUCAUGCUGCUCAUCAUUAGAACACAGCUGAAGAUCUUUACAUUUUCUUCUUCGUUGUUUUCAUUUGCCUUAUUUUGAUCAGUCGAUAGACGACAUGCUGGUAGCUUACAAAGCAACAGUUUCCCAUUAGCGCUCACUAACAGGAUUGCUGUAAUUCUUUCAGCAGAAGUUUGUCUUGUUUCUCUCCGUUUCACGGCGGAUGCAUUCUGGUUCUCCAGGCUGUCGCCACAGACCUGCUGCUGGGACCGUUACACAGCAAAACCCCCUGAAGUGCUGCAAGCUGUGUGGUGGGAGGAACUUGUGGUUACACAUUCCCUUUGAGAGGUUUGACUCAUCAUUCAAAUCAGCUCCAUCUGAAUGUGAACGUUUUACAGGAGGGGGACUUUGUGAAAGUGGAUGAGAAACGCGAUGGGUCUGAAUCGGUUUGUGUUUGCUUCUAACGAGCUCACGUAGUCGAGGGAAUUCAGGAACCUGUUCACGUUGCACAAAAGAUUUGCCGAGGCGUUGCACCAACAAAUGAAAUCAAAUAAAAUGUUUUGUUUUAAAAACAAA